GCUAGUUGAGUUUGUUGAGUUCGUUUUACGACGGUGGUACGGAGGUACGGUACAUACAGUUUUGUCCAUGUCAAAAGAUGUCUGUUGCAUUUUCAGUGCGAUGUGAUUUAUACGCUAAAUAUGGAAACAACAAAUAAUUCCGUGUGGGAUGUUGUAUUACUCAACACUUUUUCAAUCGGGAAGAAAAAGUAUAAAGUGUAUUUCCAUAGGCAAACGUUAAUUUGGGAGAGUGAAACACCACCGCACUCACGCACCAGUUUACCAAUAAAUGACAUUAUCGCUGCCAAGUACAUCCACAAUGAUGACCAGAGCUGUUGUUCAACUCCGUCCGAGACUGGAGUGUCAGAAGAUGUGGACACUGUCCAUCUGGACUUCACCGUCCACUACGUGGUCCAAGAGAAGCAAAACGAGUGGAAGUACAAGAGAGUUGACUUCAAGGGUUCGGAUCAUAGACAUGUCACUAGCUGGGUCAUGACACUAGAAAUUAUGCUGAAAGAAUUAAAACAGAGACCGAAACACUUGUUGAUGUUUGUCAACCCAUUUGGAGGAAGGAGAAGAGGACUGAGGAUUUACAAGGAGGUAGUAAAGCCUCUGCUGGACAUCGCAGGAGUCAAAGUGGACCUGACGAUCACGCAGCGCGCCAACCACGCUCGUGACAUGCUACUGCAGGACGACUUGUCUAGAUACGACGGUGUGGUCUGUGUAGGAGGAGACGGGACAUUCUCAGAGCUCAUGAACGGUCUGAUCUCUCGGACUGCCCGGGACAACGGCAUCGACCCUGACAACCCCUCGUGUGACCUCAUUAAGCCGAGGUUACGUCUCGGGGUCAUCCCAGGGGGCAGCACUGACACUGUAGCCUACUGCAUUCACGGAACUACUGACAUACAGACUGCUGUUAUCCAUAUCAUUAUAGGAAAAAGUGCGGGCCUGGACGUAAGUAGCGUUCACAAUCAGAAUACCCUCCUCUGCUACUAUUGCAGUGUUAUCUCUUAUGGAUACCUGGGAGAUAUCAUUAGAGACAGUGACAACUUUAGGUGGAUGGGUCCUAAACGUUAUGAUUUCUCAGGUCUCAAAAAGUUUCUGGCAAACCAGGGUUAUGAAGUGGAGAUUAAGUUAGCUGUUAACGAAAGUAUUACUGAAGAAGAUUCUAAAUGUUUAAAAGACUGCAAGCGCUGUGCAUCUCAGAAAGAUUUGACCGUUGAUGAUUCCACUCCUCCAGAGUGGAAGACUAUCAGAGGCAAGUUUCUGAUGGUGAACGGAGCCAACUUAUCGUGUGCCUGCCCCCGGAGCCCCAAUGGCAUUUCCCCCCAUACCCAUAUGGGUGACGGCUGCCUGGAUGUAGUUUUGGUGCGACACACGUCCAUGCUCAACAAUCUUCGUCUGCUGCUCACUCUUUCUAGCCGGAUCAAAUCUAUUUAUGAUUUGCCUUUUGUGGAGGUUCAUCGAACGACACAGUUCUCUGUGCAAGCUGUUCCUAGUCCCAGCAGCCAGACUCAAACAUCCGUGUGGAAUUGUGAUGGUGAAAUGUUAGCAGACACCUCCGUCUCCAUCAAAGCACAUUGCCAGCUGCUGCAAGUGUUUUUCCGCGGAGUCGAACCUUGUUUGGAAGAUGAAACUCCUGGAUGCUUUUGUUUCUUAUAAUUGCCAAGUUUCCUGUUAAAUUGUUUGGUUGACUGAGGCUGUAGAUUUUGAUAACGAAGCAUUAUAUUUUUAAGGACUUACGUGCAAUGAUACAAUUGAUAUUGUAUAUAUAUAAAUAUAUUUUUAUAUCACUAUAAUAUAAGACAUACCAUUACAGCUAUUAUAGAUGUUAUCUUAUGUGCGGUUUGGUUGUAUUUGGCUGUGUAUUUAAUUCACAUAUUACAUCACAUUACUCUCUAGAAGGCAAAGUAUAAAAUUAAUGAAUAUCAUCAGGCAAUGUUAUUGAAUAAAAAUAUAAAUAACUUGUUAGUAUGAUCAAUACUAGGCAAAUGUUUAUGAAAUUGUUCAAUGAUUGUAAUAGUACUGAAUGCCGAAAGUGCUUUCAUAUUUUUUUCAUGACAGAUAUUUUUGUGCAUCCGGGGUAAUUGUUUCAUAGAAUGUUAUUUUUGUUCAAAAUUUUACUGUGUCAGUUUUAAAUAAGUGUUAAUGUUAUUCAGAGAAUUAUUGAGAAUACUUCCCAUCCAAUAGAUAGUGGCGGUGAUAUCGGGCUUGCGAGCCUUGACCGGGAUUUUCCCAGAAAUUUUAUUGGGACCCAGACACGCGACCGGCCCUGCCUCAUAUUUUUAAUUAACAUCAUUUAGAUAUUUAUAUGAUUACUACCAUGCGGUUUUUUUGGAGCGCUAGGACAAACAACAGCUAGAUUGACACUACUUGGUCGAUUGAUAGAAAUUCUCUACCAACCUAAGUCAUAAAAUUUACUGUAGUUCUGCGGGUGCAUUAACUGUUUUUGUGGUCUGUGUGAAGGCGGUAUAAUAGGGUCGUGUUUAGAACCAAUAUGGCUCUCGGCGGGUCACACCAGAGAGGGGCCCCUUUAUGCUGAUUCAACUGAAUAAACUCAAUCAUUUUUUUACUAUCAAAUUGGCAAAUAAACCUCUAAUAAAUAACUACAUCCUUUCAUUAAUACUUUUAGGGAGCUGCAAACCAGAUUUGUUUACUUUGAGUCAGGUAAAAAAUGUUACCUUCGGUUCUAGGGCCAAAAUCAGGUUGAUUUGCUUAGGAAAUUGUCGAUUUUAAUCCGAGCAAGCCUGGCCUACAAACUUGAAAUAUCUAGUACAAAGUCAGAAAAUCAGCUUGAGCCGAGCUUUGACGACCUGGAUAGCAUAGCAACCGCAGAACUUCUGCG
Macrosteles quadrilineatus (aster leafhopper) is the source of this 2824-nucleotide messenger RNA. Its product is annotated as ceramide kinase. The record is from RefSeq and is a predicted model, not a curated record. Lineage: Eukaryota; Metazoa; Arthropoda; Insecta; Hemiptera; Cicadellidae. Gene Ontology annotation, molecular function: kinase activity. Bases 121 to 1641 code for a protein of 506 amino acids. The transcript has 8 exons.